AUGUUCGGAAAGCCUCUUCCAGAGUGGCUAGCGGCAACGUACCCGCCAGAACCUGGAGCCUCGCUCUGUGACUCGAGAGCUUACUGGAGGUCUCACAUUUUGAACUACUUUCAAAGUGUGGGAUGCCCUUUGCAAGAUUGGCAUCUCGGUGACCGGCCUAUCACGUCAGCUCGUUCGCUUCUCGACUGGAUAGAUGGAAUUCGCGUAGGCCAGGAUCCUCAGCACCGUGAGCGCUUGCGCUGGCGACCUGCUCUGAAUACGCUGAUGGAAGCUGAUGUGCCAGUGUCAAGGUCUCAAGAGGAGCUACUCAGAACUGCUCUUGAUCUUCUUCGCGGUGACGAUCGGUACGUAUUGAUCCGAGGUCACUCGGACUCCCGCUAUGCUGGGCCGAACGCAUCAGUUGCAAGACUUCUGGCUCCAGAAUGGGUAGCGCUCACGCGUGCACUGGGCGACUGCGUCGCUCUCCGGCUGAUCACCGACUUCGUCUUGCUGGAAAGAGUUGGUCCCUCCUGUUACAUACAACUGAGCGGACGGGUCGGACUAGAAAGGCUCUCUGCGAAGUCAGCGAAAGCACCCCAGACUCAUCGUGAAAUCCCAUGCGAUAUGCGCGGCGCUAGUCACAGACUGCAUAUCAACGCAGAUCCGCAUAGAACUGAAUGUCCAACGAAAGCACGCAUUGAAACAUCCAAGGCACAUGCUCUCCCGAUUUCGACGAAAAGCAUCGCGCUCGGCCCCUACGGCAUAACGACAAGGAACCCGUAUCUUGCCAUGCAUCCCUCAAAAUCUAACGCCAAACGUUUGCUUGCGCUCGCUGCGGCAGGGCUGUGCUCACGCGAAGAGUAUCAUGGAGGGGUGUGUCUCCCUCUUCGCUGCUCCUCCUGUAUUCGUUUCCUUGACGCUUUUCGCUGCAUACUGGUGCGAGCGUGGGAUAUUCCUCUGAAGGGAAUGCUCAACCAUUACUGCCCAUCGAAAGCAACCACUGUGGACCAGUCUCAACCAGUUAUGAAAAAAUAUGCCUCUUCACGCCGCUCUGUUUUCCAUUUCCUCUUUGCGAUAUUCAGAUCGAUUGUUCCCACUUGUGUGUUUGAGUCCUUUACAUUUGAAAUCUGGGUACGGAAGGCGAUAUCCUCCUUCCUUCUGAGCAAAAUAUCUUCCACGCCUUACGAUGUACGACUUCAUGUCGCUCAGCUGAUGGAAACGGUACAAUUUCAGCAGCAUCAGCCUAUGUCUUUUGGCGACGCUGGAGUAUGCCGCAACCAUCCGCUGCACAUUCAGCAUAUUUUCAGCUUUCUUUUCAACGCCAUCGUCAUACACGUCUUCGAUGAAUGUUUUGUUCUCAGCGCAGCCGAUCGCGCUGAGAUGCGGAGAUUGAUAUUACGUCGAGACUCGCUCUUCGUUUUCCGCACGCAAGCCAUUGCUCACCUUGUACGCAGUGGCGACUUUGAACGCAUGCGGAAGAAUCUCGGUAAGCGAACUGGUCACUGGACAAGUGUUCGUAUUUUGCCGAAAGCGAACAGCUUUCGACUUGUUCAAAAAAUGAGCCCUGACACACAGGGGAAGGAGACAACCCUAAUACACGCUGUUUGCCUGUACGAGCGCUUGUCUCGACCUGAGGCGUUCGGCGCGAGCAUUCGUUCUCUAACUGAAAUGCACCAGCGUUGGGCCGCCUUCGUCCAGAGAUGGCGACGGUUUGGGCGACCGCCUCUUUUUGCACUAUGCUUCGAUAUCCGCCAGGCUUUCGAUUCUAUACCUUUGAAGCGUUUUCUCUGGCGAGAGCUUUCGGAUUUCUUUCACUCAGAGGCCUACGCGCUUCGAAGGUUCAUUGUCACAGACAAACAAUUUCGAUUUCCACAACGAAAGUGGUUUGCCUGCCCUAUUGCUGAUGUCACUAGAGGUUACGACGCUUUUGCUCUGCAGUACUUGCAGUCAGCCCGCAGCAAAAUUAUUGCCGACGAGGGCGUGAUUUGUUCGCUGCAUACCGCCGAUAUCAUUUCGCAUUUACGUCGAAUUAUCGGAAGCAAUCAAGUUCAUUUUGGCGAUCAUUCUUCAGCGUUAAUCCAGCGCCGGGGCAUUCCCCAAGGUUUACCAAUAUCGAGCAUCCUAUGCGAUUUUCACCUCGGAUGCUUUGAGCGAAAAUGUCUGAAGGAUUUCCUUCGCGUUAAUAGUACAAAGGAUCCGCCUUCCUUAUUGAUGCGUUACGUAGAUGAUGUGUUUUUCGUAACGAGUGAAGUUUCCAUCUUCCGUGCGUUUUGCAACAGGGUUCAGCAGUGCUCAAAAGCGCUUGGCGUGAUGCCAUCUCCCGGGAAGACUCGAAAAUGCGUCGCAGGCGGUAGGAAACCCCGUAUCGAAUGGUGUGGCAUGAUUUUCGAUCUGCAGAGUGCCCAAGUUCUACUACGGAUGCCGCGGUCUAUCCCAUCGGAGGCACCGGACGCUGCUGUCUUUUUCUCGAAAUGCAAAACCGCAAGCCAUCCUCGAAUCCUCCGACGGUUUAUUUCCAUUUUCGCCUCCCAGAUGCAGUCAGUAUUCCUUGAUCUCUCCAUUAACGGCCCUGAAACUGUGAAACGGAAUAUCUGCACUGCAUUACGCCUAGCCCUUAACCGCAUCGGUGAGGAUGAUCUGAGAAGUUCGCUGCGAGAGAAACCAGCUCAACGCAUCCUGUUGCGAUGGCUACGUCAAACGACCAUGAAUCGAUGCUGCCGCUGGGAGCCGUUGUCGGAACAAACGCCACAAACGUACCGCAGUGAACUGAACCGAAUCCUCUGCGAAGGAUUUAGGAUAAUCUUACACAAAUGCAUUCACAACGAAGAUUGUUUUCAAGGCUGUCGUGCUGCUUCAAGCUGUGCGUGA
This is a messenger RNA of Cyanidioschyzon merolae strain 10D, 2847 nucleotides long. Its product is annotated as probable telomerase reverse transcriptase. The transcript has a single exon. The record is from RefSeq and is a predicted model, not a curated record. Gene Ontology annotation, cellular component: telomerase catalytic core complex. Gene Ontology annotation, molecular function: telomeric repeat DNA binding; telomerase RNA binding. The coding region runs from base 1 to 2847 and encodes 948 amino acids. Lineage: Eukaryota; Rhodophyta; Bangiophyceae; Cyanidiales; Cyanidiaceae. Gene Ontology annotation, biological process: telomere maintenance via telomerase.